CAGCUGUGGCGAUGACGGACAGUGUGCUUCGCCUGGACGCGGAGGGUCGGGCCGUUGGGUUUGAGGCAUGGCUCGUCGACCUCCUCCGCCAGCUGACCGGGCAACUCCAGGACAGCCACUUCCGUUGUCUCACCAUUUCUUUCACUCCCGUAACGUCACUUUUGACCAGUCUGUCUCCUUCUACACCCGCUUUCUCCACCGAGGCCUCCCCGUUGCCCCGUCCCUGUGUCAAACAUAUCAAAGUAUGUUAGUAUAGACAAUAUAGGUUUGUGCCUUAG
This is a messenger RNA of Closterium sp. NIES-67, 278 nucleotides long. The record is from the annotation of a GenBank genome assembly. NCBI's taxonomy places the organism in Eukaryota, Viridiplantae, Streptophyta, Zygnematophyceae, Desmidiales, Closteriaceae.